AUGACUUCUGACUUAAGUGAUCCUACCAACAGGAGGGCCUCCUGUGAUCAGUGCAGACAAAAGAAGUUGAAGUGUGAUGGUGAAUAUCCAGAAUGUGGAAGAUGCUCUGGUAUGGGUGAGCCGUGCAAGUACUCUGCCCGGUUACCCAUGGGCAGGCCCAAGAAGCGAAAGAUGCAGCACGAGAACGAAGCUCAAGAUAACAGCGCCGCCACCUUUUCAAGCGGUGUGUCAACAGCGACACUUGAAAAGAGCGUCUCGAGCGAGACGAUAAGCGAUCUAGAGCCGAUUGCUUUUGAUCCAUGCCUACAGCCUCCCAGUGACUUGACGGCCGAUGUGGUAUCUUGGGGAUGCGAGACCAACGUCGACCCAAAACUGUUGGCGGUUGAGACAGACCCUGGACAACAGACCUGCGCUUGUCUAGCCAACCUGUAUUUAUCCUUGGAAGAGGUUCGAAAAGCAGACAAUUUACCCUUUGCAGCUCGACUUUCACUUCUGCGGGAUCUCACAGCCAACGCAUCGAGUAUCAUACAAUGCCAAGUGUGUCCGACCAAGUUUCUCUGGGCGAUGCAGAAUGCGCAACUCCUCAACACUUUGAUAAUUUCAAUCGCAGAGGGAUACAAAAAGAUUGUGAAAUCGGUCGAGGAUGAGGCGCAACGUGCUCAAGAGGGGAACGAGUCCAAGCUUUUGUUCAUCGGCGACGGUGAAAAGUAUGAGCAGACUUCUCAGAACAGCAACGCUUCCUACGGUCAAUCUGGAUUUCCCCUGAGUCUGGAUCCCCUGGUUUGGGAGAAUAUCGCGAAAAAGGCCAUCAAAGCUGAACUCUUUGGCACGAAACAUUCCAUCUCACCCUCGUUUACAACCAUGCUGCAACAUAUGGAGGACCGUCAGCAGGGCUGGCACUCGGGUAGUCUCCCGGUCACCUCUGGAAUUGGGUGCCGACUGCCUCACCAGGUAAAGGACAAGGAGCCGCAUUGUGUUUCAUUGGUGAAGCACACAAGGGGCAUGGUCAGCCAGCUUCUGACCGACAUUUGA
Messenger RNA from Fusarium falciforme, 1032 nucleotides. Its product is annotated as Zn(2)-C6 fungal-type domain-containing protein. Gene Ontology annotation, biological process: regulation of DNA-templated transcription. Lineage: Eukaryota; Fungi; Ascomycota; Sordariomycetes; Hypocreales; Nectriaceae. The transcript has 3 exons. Bases 1 to 1032 code for a protein of 343 amino acids. Gene Ontology annotation, molecular function: zinc ion binding; DNA-binding transcription factor activity, RNA polymerase II-specific. The record is from RefSeq and is a predicted model, not a curated record.